Molecule: messenger RNA, 1085 nt
Organism: Frieseomelitta varia
Lineage: Eukaryota; Metazoa; Arthropoda; Insecta; Hymenoptera; Apidae
Exons: 2
Coding region: 210-566 (118 amino acids)
Source: RefSeq, a predicted model, not a curated record
ACAUUGCUGUGCAUUGUACACCGUCGAUUUGUGUAGUCAACCUAUCAAGCUUUGUUUUUUUGACAAACGUAUAUAACUUAUACGCAAGCUGUAACAGUGUAUAACAUUCAUUGCUUCAGCAAAGAAAAGUUAAGAAAUAUCGUAAUAUGCAGUGGUUAAGAAUAUAUUUAUAUUAAAAUCUUCUGCAAAAAGUUUGGAUUAACUCAAGAAUGACUCGGUCUAACAGAAAAAGAGGACGUGAUACAGAAGAGGAAUCUAGCGAAUUUAUGCCAUUGAGCAAAAGAAUAAAUAAUCUUCAUAUUAACGGCUUAUCAGGGAUACAUGAAAAUGUUACCGAAAAUAUGGAUACAGAUUGCUGCAACAGAAACUUCAUGCCAUCACCAAAUUACUCGGAGCUUUCCCAAGGAUCACCAUUGUACGACGGAUGUAGUUCUAGCCAAAGUAGUUACAUAGCGGAAUAUAAGCCUGACUUGGACGCAGUUGAAAAUCCAUUUUAUUAUGAAAGUAAUAAGCUCCUAUUCUCUUUAUAUAUGGAACGCGUUCAGAGAACAUCUGAUUCAUUUUGAUAUUUCUAUUUUCAAAUUAUAAUUCCCAAUCAUUAAGCAUUUUUUGCAUAUCAUUUUUUUCAUUCCUUUUCAAUAUAUUUUUAUUAAUUGAUGAAUGAACGAAAAUCUGGAAACAUAUGUUUGAUAAAUUUUAAACAACAAUCGAUUAUUUAUUACUAAAAUGUUAUUUUAAUUGGUAAUUUAUUGCAUGUGUAAUUGUAUAUACAAAAGUAAAAGUGAAUAUUAUUUAAAAUUUUUUUGUCCAAUGAUAGCUUAUUUAUAAUUAAAAAGAUGCAGAAUUGAAAUUUGCGCCAUUAUAAUUAAUGAGUUUAGGAUUUGAAUGAUCUGUAUUUUAUUAUUGUUAUAACAUAGAUGACUACAAUAUUACAUUAAAUUGCUGUUUCUAUAUGAGUGACGUGUCGUUGAUCAACCAUAUUUUUGUUAUGGACAUUUAUUAGAUGGCAAAGUAUUUUGAGACUGUGAAAGUAUGUGAAAUAGCAUAUUUAUAAUAAAAAAAAGUCUAUAAAAAGAAGGAACGAA